UGCAUCUGGCUGACCCCCAAAAAAAUAAAAAAAAUGUUCAAGCUCGGCCUUCAGAAUCGAGAAAAGCACCUCAGAAAGUCACCGUUUUUGAUUCCCAAUUGUGUGGGCGUCACGCUUCUGAUUUUUGUAUAUUUCCGUGGUUUCUCUGAUUGCCAGAUUGUUUGUUUAUUAAUCAGCUGUCGCAGAGUACCGUUCACUCGUGCGCAAUUGUGUGAUUGUGUGUGUGCGUAACCCUCAAUUGCAACGCCUAAUUUGGAGUCGCUACUUUUCGAGUUUCCGAGGCCGACGCACUCGACUCGCCCGAUAUGGGUGCAGAACAUGUGGAUAUAGCUAGCCGGCGACCCGGCGACUCUCUUUGUGACUCCGCGAACAGCGGCUAUUGUUGUCAAUAUUUAUAGAUCGCGGUCGAAUUGGCAACGUUACCUUUGUUCAUGUGUAUGCCACAGUGGCGGUCAAGUUGAUAGCCCAUCUUUGUUCAGCCUCUCAGUACAGUGAACUGUUUACAUCCCAUUACUUUGAGUUAAGGUUUUUGUUUAAAGAUUACAUUUUUGACUUACCCCAAAUGUAACCGACAAAUUUCUCACUACAAAUUAUUUAUAUUACGUUGGUUUAUGUGUGUAACACUCUUGAAUCUUCAAAAAAAAAUUCCAAACAAAAUAUAUUAUUUAUAAAAACAGAUUAUUCAUUACACAGAUUACACUUUACACAGAUAAUAUAUUUUCUAUGAUUAAACUAUUUAAAUGCAAUAGACUCUUUAAAGUAACAGAAUUUUUGGCACAAUAUAAAAAAAGAAAAGUAAAUUAAUUUUAAAAUACAAAUUUUUAGAUCUUAAGUCAAAAAGAUGUAAUGCCAAUUUUAUUUUAAAACUUUUAAUAAUUUUAGUAGUCAUAUAGGGCUUUCAAUCGUUUAUUAUAUGCCAAUCAAUUUUAUAUCUUAUAUUGAUUCAGUAAACUUUUGGAUAACUACCAUUUUCAAGUUCAUCUGUUUUCACAAAUACUUAUUUAUCAAGAAGAUUUGAAGAUGUUCAAAAAUUGAUGUGCUAUUUUUUUUAACGCGUCUGUAUCUCGGAACUGCGGUACGUUCCUCCGUGUAAACAUUGCUGCGGCUGCUUCUAUUGCUGCCGCUCUUUAGACCCGAUCGUUGGUUUAUUAAUAGACCCCCGGCUGAGCGUUAGACGCCGGAUCUCUGGUCGCAGAUCGCUCUUCAUGCCCCGGCAGGCAGUCUCUGCUCGGCGUUCUAGCAACCAGGAACGAUCUGCGACCUGCGCUGCGGGCAAUGCAUCCCCGUUGCCAUGAGGCCCAUCUAUCAGCAGGAGCAGCCGCAGCCGCUCUUCUAUCAGCGGCCAGCUAAUCUUCGACGCCUACGUCAUCCGCCGGGCACCGUCUACGGUCGCAGUUAUUCGCUCGAGGAUCAGCCGGAGGAUAUUAUCCCCGUCUAUCCAAAGUUUAUUUACGCCCCACAAGCACAGCAACGGGCUCAAUAUCCAUUGUAUCACCUGGGCGAUUCACUGAGCUCGCUGGACAGCGAUUUCCCCGACAAUGAGUACAGUGGGACUUACAUAGUGGAGCAGCAGGUUCCGCUGGCCACCGCUCCCACUCCCAAAGUGGUACAGAAUCUCAAUGCCCUGGGCCGAAUGCUGGAGCUCCUGCAGCGCUGUCCUCUCCCGUGUCUCUCCUUUAAUACGGCCUGCAUCUGUUCGCUGAUUGUCAUAUUCCUAGCGCCGCGCACUUGUGCCCAGAGUUUACUGUUUCCCGCUUUCAGAUUGUUCUGCGGCACCCUUUACCCGGCCUAUGCCUCCUACAAGGCCGUCAGGACCAAGGAUGUAAAGGAAUAUGUAAAAUGGAUGAUGUACUGGAUUGUCUUUGCAUUUUUCACCUGCAUUGAAACAUUCACGGACAUUUUUAUCUCCUGGCUGCCGUUCUACUACGAGGUGAAGGUGGCCCUGGUCUUCUGGCUUCUCUCGCCGGCCACAAAGGGCAGUUCAACACUGUAUCGGAAAUUCGUGCAUCCGAUGUUGACACGCCACGAACAGGAGAUCGAUGAGUAUGUGAAUCAGGCCAAAGAGCGUGGCUAUUCGGCGGUCCUACAGCUGGGCUCGAAGGGAGUUAACUACGCCACCAAUGUCCUCAUGCAGACGGCCAUUAAGGGCGGUGGCAAUCUGGUGCAGACGAUCAAGCGGAGCUACAGCCUCAGCGAUCUGAGCGAACCGGAUAUGCAUCGCACGCAGGACGAGCUGGACGACGUGAUGAUGUCCUCGAUGGCUUCGUCGGCAGUGGUCAUGCGUUCACCGCCCACGGGUGCUCGUCUCCUAAGGCCAAGAAAUCAGACGCCUGUGGGCCGAUCUGGAAGCGGAACACGCCACUCCACGGGCAUGUAUUUUACGGAGGUGGAUGUGACCGCCAAAAAUGCAGGCGAUUUCAACUACAACAUUCGCAGCCAGGAUGACAUCAGCUCCGGCUAUUCAAGUGCCGAACCAGUGAGCGGUCUUAGUCGCACCUCCUCCAUGACGAAUGCUUCCAAGGGUCGGGUCAAGUCCAAACGCAAUGAGCAGUUCCUGGAAGAGAUGAGGGACGAAGUCUACUUAGAAAACCAGCUUUACUUUCAAGGUGUGCGAGGGGAGAAAUCGGUUCCAGUGGCCCAAGAACUAAAGAUUGUGGAGAGUUUUGAAAGAAUCCCAAUUCAGGAUGAGGAAAAUGUAGUGAGGGAGGAGAUAACGGAUUAUGCAGAAGACGAUGACUUUUAUGAGGCGUUGCCUUUAAUAGAAGAGGACAUAAAUGAAGUGGAAAUUGUAGAGGGAAAGCAGGAAGAGUUAUCUUCUCAAUAUCCAAAGGAAAAUUCUAUAACAGAGGAAGAGUUUAAAGAUGCAUUAUAUGAAGAACCAAAGAAAAUAUUUUCGGACGAAGUGGAUGCCAAACGAAAUAACGAUUCCUUCGAGGAGGUACAUAAGAAUAAUUCACAAAAUCAGAGUAUGAUUGAAUCGGUUGAAACUUAUGCACCUGCACCUCCCCAAUGCAAGCCAUUUGUAUCACCACCAAUAGACCCCUUUGUGUUGGUCUUAAGCACUUCUGCAUCCGCACCAGAUCCUUUUCUACCCGAACGACCACGACCAAUGUCGCCUCGAGAAAUGCGGGCCACCCUGGAGGAGAUUAAGCAUAGUUUCCGUGCCCAGCUGGAACCAGAGUCCUCCUCAUCGGCCUCACCAUCGCCGUCCUUGCGGCCAAGGGCAAACCAUGGCAAGGGCCGUGCUCCACCUCCGCCCCUUCCACCGAAGAGGCACUCAUUGAGUCCCCAACCGGACACCAUUAGCCAGACAUCGACGGGCAGCGUGGAACGAAAGUCAGGUAUCGGCCAACUGUUCAAGCAUAUCAAAGCUAAUGUGCUGCGUAACAAAGCUAAUCCCAGCCAGCGGCCGGAGGAUGAGCAGCUGGCGGCCAGAGAGACGCAGAUUUGAAGACAAAUUCAUGUCUGCUAGUUGCACCACUUUACCCCGCUCGAGCAGCCGGAAAUCGGACAGAUCCCAGGUGGGUGGAACUGCCACUGGUCAGGCCAAAACGCGCAACAAGUCGG
This is a messenger RNA of Drosophila rhopaloa, 3567 nucleotides long. It is a transcript of the gene ReepA, whose product is annotated as receptor expression-enhancing protein 1. Gene Ontology annotation, biological process: endoplasmic reticulum tubular network organization. Bases 1292 to 3451 code for a protein of 719 amino acids. NCBI's taxonomy places the organism in Eukaryota, Metazoa, Arthropoda, Insecta, Diptera, Drosophilidae. The transcript has 7 exons. The record is from RefSeq and is a predicted model, not a curated record. Gene Ontology annotation, cellular component: endoplasmic reticulum membrane; endoplasmic reticulum tubular network; cytoplasmic microtubule. Gene Ontology annotation, molecular function: microtubule binding.